AUGGCCUCCGAUUCCAAACAAAGUAAGUAUUUAACAGUUUAUUUACAUUAUAAUGGUUUAUUCGCACCAAAACCAUUAGUGUACUUGAACGCUGUUGUUGUUUCAAUCUGUGAUGUCGAUUUUGGUGCAAUGGAUUUCAAAGACUUUAACUUGUUCAUUGCAAAGUUGAUUGAAGGCAGUUGUGAUAAUGUAUAUUAUUGCACUAGAAAUGAACCAUUGGCAGAGGGUAUUAGGAGAAUUACGAAUGAUGCUGACUACUUUGAGUUUAUUGAAACGGGUUAUAGUGAUGAAGCCGGUCUAAGAAUGAAUGUGUAUAUAGACCACGAAAAUGAACCUGUACUUGAUUGGGCUGAUGAUGAAGGGCAUUAUUUCGACGAAGACCUGGAUGAUGAUAAAGAUUCACAACUUUCUGAUGAUAUUCCAUAUGAGCAUGAAGCAGAUGAUUACAUUCCUUCUCUUGACAAGACUAUUGGUGAUGAAUUCUUACAUCGGGUGUCAGGUAUGUGUAAGGAUAUAAAUGAUGAGGCUGAAACUGAUGAGGUUGAAACCAAGAAUGGAGAUGACAAACCAGUGUACCCUGUCCAUAAUGAGAACCAGAAAUGGGACAAAAUGGUGCCAAUUCUAGGUAUGAGAUUCUCUAACCCCAUGGAAUUGAAAAAUUGUUUGACUAACUAUGCAGUGAAGAAUGGGUACAACCUUUAUUUUGAGAAAAAUGAUAGUCAGAGGUUAUUAGUGAGAUGUUGUAAAGAGAACAAGAACCCCUCUUGUCCUUUUAGACUGUGGGCUUCCUGGAUGAGCAGUGAAAGGUCUUUCCAAAUUAAGUCAUUAGUUGAUGAACAUAACUGUUCAAGAGUCUUCAAACUUGGUUCCAUUGUAACAUAUAAAUGGAUUGGAAUGCAUUUUAAGAAUCAACUUCUGAAGAACCCUAAAAUGAGCAUAAGGAAAAUGAAGGCCAAAGUGAGUACAAAGUUUAACUUGAUUGUUAGUGUCACUCAAUGUAGAAAUGCUAGGAGAUAUGCUUUGGAUGAGAUAGAGGGUAGUUUGAUAGAACAUUAUGGUAAAGUAUGGAGUUAUGGAGAAGAAAUAAUGAGGACAAAUCCUGGUUCAACAGUAAAGAUAGAUGUGAAUGUCAUGCCUGAUUCCACAACCUACUUUUCUAAAAUGUAUGUUUGUUUUAAGGGUGUGAAGGAUGGUUGGAUUGCAGCAUGUAGGAGGGUAAUAGGGGUAGAUGGUUGUUUUUUAAAGGGUAUAUGUAGAGGCCAACUGUUAGCAGCUAUGGGUAGGGAUGCAAACAACCACAUCUUCCCUAUUGCAUGGGCUGUGGUGGAAGUUGAAAAUAAGGAAACAUGGAAGUGGUUUCUUGACCUCCUUCUGGAUGACAUUGAAAUGGGAAUUGGUCAUGGAUUGACCCUCAUAUCAGACCAACACAAGGGAUUAAUAGAGGCUGUCAAAGAAAGGGUUCCAGCAGCAGAGCAUAGACAAUGUGCUAGGCACAUCUAUGCUAACUUCAAGAAAAGUUUCAAAGGUGAACAAUAUAGGAAGUUGUUUUGGGCAGCAGCUGCUAGUACUACUCAACCAAAAUUUGAGGCAGAAAUGAAUUCCAUAAAAAAAAUUGAUCCUUUGGCUUAUGAACACCUCAUGGAAAGGGACCCUAAAAGUUGGUGCAGGGCAUUCUUUGAAGUGGACAGGGCUUGUGAUGCUUAUGAGAAUGGCAUAUCAGAAAGUUUCAACUCUGUUAUUGAUCUUGCUAGGAAAAGGCCACUCAUCACCAUGUUGGAAGAGAUAAGGAUUUAUGCAAUGGAGAGGAUGUAUAAAAUGUUGCAAGAGGGACAAAGUUGGGGGAAUUUAAAAAUAUGUCCAUCUAUAAGGUUGAAGAUAUCAAAGCUAAAGAAACAGCAAAGAUUUUGGGGUGUUAUACCAUCUGGGAUACAACAAUAUGAAGUUAGGAUUGGAAAUGAUGGAUAUGCUGUGGACCUUAACAACAACACAUGUGGAUGUAGAUCUUGGCAAGUAUCAGGUAUCCCAUGUGUGCAUGCAGUGGCAGCCAUUUCAUACCUUAACAGGAAUGCAGAGGAUUAUGUUGCACCAUGGUUCCAUACAGCCAUGUUCUUGACUUGUUACAACCAUACCAUUAACCCACUUAAUGGUAGUUCCAUGUGGCCUGAAGCUCCCUACAUGAAGCCAUUGCCUCCUCAAAAAAGAAGGUUACCAGGAAGGCCAACCCUUAAAAGGAAAAAAGAUCAAUCUGAGAUGGAAAGCAAGGGGAAAACAAGGCAUACUAUCUCAAAAGCAGGUUCAGUUAAUAGAUGCAGUAUUUGUAGAGAAAGGGGCCACAAUAGAUCAACAUGUCCUACUAGACCAGCAGAUGUAGCAUCCACUUCAAGGCCAAAAAACAAGAAACCUAAAAAAUGUAAAAAAGAGAAAGGUAAAGUGGAACCAGUUCAAGUGGAUCCAGUUCAAGCAGAUCUAGUGGAUCCAGUUCAAGUACCAGCUCCACAGGUUGAUCCAGUUCAAGCAGAUCCAGUGGAUCCAGUUGAUGUACCAGCUCCACAUGUUGAACCAGUUCAAGUAGAUGAUCCACAUCCAGAUGUUGAUGUCCCUGCUCAACCAGUUGCAACUAGGCAGAGGAUACGAAAAUACUCAGAAAGAAUUACCAAGAUAGGGUUGAGGAGGAAGGUUUUGAAGAAAGAAGGAAGCACUGGACACAACCCAAUGGUGUUGGAAUGAUUUUAUUUGGAAAGACAAACUUUUAGUCUUAUAAAUAUGUAAUUGGGAUAUUAGGACAACUGUGGGCACAUGGCACAUCUUUUGACAUAUUAGGACAACUGUGGGCACAACUUUUGUAAUAGUGCACAUGAUGAUGGAAU
Messenger RNA from Lactuca saligna, 2867 nucleotides. The record is from the annotation of a GenBank genome assembly. Lineage: Eukaryota; Viridiplantae; Streptophyta; Magnoliopsida; Asterales; Asteraceae.